AUGAAUGAAAUCAUCAAAAGCACACCAAAAAAGGGGGGGGGAUGGGAGAGAGAUGGGGCAACAAAAACAAGCAUCAAAAGAAAGAAAGUUAGGAAGAAAAACAAUAUUAAGAAAGAAAUAAAACAAGAGUGUCCCAGGUGUCAGUGUGGUCUCUCCCUGCCCCGCAGGUACCAAGAGCUGGUGAAGGUCAGCCUCAGCAAGAGGAUCCUGGACUCCUCGGACGCCGCCUGCAAGACCUACUACUUCGCCUUUACGUGUAUCAAGCACCUCAACCCGUGGCUCAUGGUGGCCAUUUCCAUGGAAAUGAUGAUCGCCACCCGCUGGAGCAAACGGACCUACCUGAUGUGUACCCUUGAGCGAGCUCGCAACGUCGUCAUGCUGAUCGGCAUCAUCAUCGUGUGCCUGGACAUCAACCACUUCUGGACGUACGGUGUGCCCAAGCCAGGAUUUGCCUGCAUAUACAUGGAAGAGUUCUCCGAGAACUUCAAAGACUGGGUCUGGCCAGCCAUCGACAACACGGUGGAACUCGUCCUGCCCGUGACCAUCGUGACCAUCUGCUUCUUCCUCACCGCGGCCAGCAUGAUCCGGCGCCCGGUCAGCAGCAGAGACCAGGAGGUGGAGAUGAAGAACUACUUUCUGGAACUGGCCACGCUGAGAGACUUCAGCACCAUCUGCUUCAUCCUCUGUCUCUUGUUCAUAUGCCUAAACGUAUGCCGCGUCACCUACACACUGACCACAAUAGUCUCUAUGAUCGGCUACUUCGAGGUGGACUGCCCAACCCUCCGAGGCAUCAAGACUGUGGACGUCACGCUCAACUACCUCUUCUACAGCGCCAAGAUCUACCUCUACAUGGCUUUCAGCACCAUGUUCCGCGCUAAGAUGCGAGAGAGAUUCCUCAACGGUCGCCGGAAGUUCCAGAGCUGCUGUAGAAUGGUCUGCAUGUGUGGCUACAAGUGGGCGCCGGUGCCCCCCAAAGACAAAUGCGACGAUGCCAGAAUAGCGCCAGGACAAAGCAAACGCGAUCAUCCGGACGCCAGUAAAUCAAAUAAACCGACCCACAGCCAAACUGGCCAUGACAAAACUGGCGCUCACACAAGUGCUCACGGCGACAAGGAUUCUUACAAAAGUGCCCCAAGUAAAUAUGACCAUGUCGACGCAGGAGACAUCGGCCUAAAAUACUCGAACAACACCGAGGUCUCGGAGUUUCUCAGAGAAGACUCAAAACGGAAGCACCAGGCAGGAGCCAGCAAUGACGUUAAGGCCACUAAAGUGUAA
Molecule: messenger RNA, 1275 nt
Organism: Candidula unifasciata
Lineage: Eukaryota; Metazoa; Mollusca; Gastropoda; Stylommatophora; Geomitridae
Source: the annotation of a GenBank genome assembly